AUGAAGUUUCCUGCGGUUAGGGUAUUGACAGAUGAUUUUCCACGACGUACUUACAAACCGUCAAAUUUAGCUACAAUCGAUGAUAUCGUUGUGAAAGGACUCCAUUAUGGUCAGCGCAAGUUGCUUCUUUCAGAAAUUGAGUUUCUUUCAGCAUAUAUUGAAACUUCAAGGACCCCAAAGAAACCGUUGCUUGUGGUAUAUGCUGGUGCAGCUAAUGGGUCUCAUCUUCCAUUCUUGUUUAAUCUUUUUGAAGAUGUAAAAUUUGUUCUAAUUGAUCCUGCUCCUUUCUGUACGGCAGUGCAAGAUAUCGCAAAACGCUCAAAGAAGCAUAUUUUAGAACUAGUGGAAGGAUAUUGUAGUGAUGAGUUAUGUAUUCGCCUAUCUCGUUCGUAUCAUUCGGAUUACAAUAUCCUUUUUGUUAGUGAUAUUCGUUCUGGUGAACCUAAGAAGCAAUCUAAUAAGGAGAAUACGGCAAUGAUUAUGCGUGAUAAUGAAAUGCAGAGAAGUUGGUGUUGUUCUCUCAAAGCGAUGGCAGCAAUGCUUAAGUUUCAUCCUCCAUAUCCUCGAUGUAAAGAUCCCAAAUCACGGAGUUAUGAUGAGAAUGAUGACACCCCUGACAGCAUUGAGUACAUGGAUGGAAACCGUCUUUUCGGUAUUUGGGCUCCAAAAUCUUCUUCAGAGCUGCGUUUAUGCGUACAAGGUCCUUUUACUCCUGGUAAAAAGAUAGCUAUGCGACGUUAUGACUGUACUUUACAUGAAGAGCAAUGUUAUUUUUACAACACUAGUGACCGCUAUUCCCGUGAUUGUGAGGCUGAGAAAAAUGUUUUGCAACGCUACCUGAAACUCUUUCCCAUGGCGUUUUCUGCAGACGUAGUUAAAUUAUCAAACGCUAUUAGUGAAUUCCUGAAGUUUCCGCUUUUCCGUCCACUGGAUCCAUCGUUUACAGAGAGCGAUGCACGUUGGGUGGCUCUCUUGUAUUCAACACGAGAUGCUGAGAGUUUGGUGUUGUUUAAGCCUUUACGUGGUCUUAUAACGUUAAGUGUUAUAAAAGAGUUGAUAAAAACGUGGCGCGAUGCGACGUCUGUUCCCGAAAAUGUAAAAAUUGGUUCUGUUACACUUUCACGUGAGUUCUGGAAGGUUAUGUGUACUGGUGAUCUUGUAGAAACAUACAAUCUACCACGUACUCGUUGGGGCUUUGCGCACGAAAUCAUCUCGCGCAAGUUGAAGAGGUCGCAUAGCGAAUGUGUACCCUCCAAAAAAAAGGUGACGAAAAGAAAUAAAAAAUGA
Molecule: messenger RNA, 1287 nt
Organism: Trypanosoma theileri
Lineage: Eukaryota; Euglenozoa; Kinetoplastea; Trypanosomatida; Trypanosomatidae
Exons: 1
Coding region: 1-1287 (428 amino acids)
Biological process (GO): 7-methylguanosine mRNA capping
Molecular function (GO): methyltransferase cap1 activity
Source: RefSeq, a predicted model, not a curated record